AUGACUUCCUGUGUGGUUGUCAUGGGCAACAGGGACGCGAGGAGACGCCACACGGUCAAGCGUGAGGAUUCUGCCACCAAUCGGAGUUGAAAUUCCUUCUGCGGCGAGAUGGCGCCCAAGGCAGCUAAGAAAGGUGCAGCGGCCAAGAAGACCGCCGCCGCACAGGGUCCGGAGGUCCAGACUUGGGAGAGCGGGCUCGCCAACGCACAUUUCGACGAGGAGCACUGGCAAGCGUGCGUUUGCGUGCUGGUGGGUCGAGGUCCGCACGAAGAGGAGCUGAUCCGGGUGCUGGCUCGGGCCGUGCAGCAGCCGCAACGCAAGCUUUUCAGCUCGCUCUCCUGGGAGGACACCGAGGCCAAGAUUCGCGAGUAUGGAAACCCCAAAGCAAAAAAACGCGACGCUUUUCCUCAGUACUACGAGGUGACGGAGCCCGCCAGGGAGCUGCUCGAGGCCCGAGAGGAGAUCUCUGCGGAGCUCAUGGCGCAAAUUGUCAAGUUCAUGCUCCUGCAGAUCAAAGAGAACGACCAGCAGAGGAGAAAAGCAGAGAUCGCUGCAGCGGUUCCUCCUUCCACCAAGGAAAAAGCAGGCCCCAAAGGCAAAGACAAGAAGUCAAAGGAGGAGCCACCCGCCAAACCCAAAACGAAGCUGAAACGCAGGGAUGACGUGGAGCCGCCCGAGUACAUAGACGACGAGCCGACCGACGGCCCUCAGCACUACGUGCUGCUGCUGGGCUUUCACCAGCCGCACCUGGCGGGGACGCUGGAUGCCGCCGGCGUGCACGUCGCCAACGUCGUCGGGCUGAGCGCUGCGCACCUGCCCUGCGACGAGCACCCGGAGCCGCAAGAGGAAAACUCUGAGGCCAACGCGGAUGAAAUUGCUGCCAGAGAGGCCACGGCGGCGCAGGCCAAGACGCUGGACCGCUUCUGGGCGACUCUGAGACAAGUUCUAGACGACGGAGGGCCAAACUCCCGACUCCACAACGUGGCUCAGCUGGAGUACGCCGUCCCCGAUUCGUUGAUGCCCUUUGACCCCCAGGAUCCCGAUGCCGCGAUGGCUGUGGCGACCCAAUUGUUUGACGGCGUGGCAAAUCUCAUCUACGACUGUCUGGACUGGCGCCGGCAGCACCAGCACUACUUGGAUACCGCCAACUUCAUACGCGUGCCCUCUGUGGUCUCCGGGCAGGACUCUCCACAACCUGCAGAGACCGGAGCUACUGUGUCCCCGCGCUCUAAGAAGUCAGGACGCCCGCCACCCCCGAAGAAGGCGCCGUCAUCUCUCACCACUGAUGUGGACAUGAACCACUACAAUGGCCUUAUGGAGCAUGUCCCAGCCGAGGCCUGCUCUGUGCCGCUCAUCUUGCACUGCAUGCUGGAGCAGGUCGUGAUGUCGAGCGAACAGUCCCUUCAAUCGCACGUGCCCGAUGACCCCGGCCCUCAGACUGCUCCCGGUCUGGACCAUCACGUGGUCGCCCAAAUGCUGCACAGCGUCCUGCCUCAGGUCGAAACAGAAGACGAGGGGAGAGACUUGCUGUAUAGUUUGUUGACCACCGUACAGAGAGAAGAAGACAAGGAGAUGCUUAUGGAGCAGUUUGAUGCAGAGGAGACACCGAAGAGGUCAGAGCAACCCGUCAUCAUCAGACACCAUGAUGAAAGGGCACUGCGCUUAAUUGGCAUAACUGAGACUCAAGGUUUGGAUCCAGCCCAGGAGGAGGCUUCCAUGAUGAAGCGGUCGCCUGCGUGGAAGCUCAUCAACUCAGUGGCUCAGCGGCGUUCCAAUAGCUCGUGCUGGAGGGCCAUCAAACAACAGCUCCAGCGCCAAUGCACCGACGACGAGGUGUCGUGGCCGCAGGCGGAGCGCUUCUUUCACCAGAGCGUGUUUGAGAGCAUGCUGCUGACGGGAUUGGAUGAAAACGGCAUUCUGGGAAAAGAUUGCAGACCUUUGGGCAUGGUGCAACAAACAAAAAAACACCCCGUAAACCCCUGGGACAACCCGUUGUCUUUCGCCAAGCUGAAGCUUCGCAACCUGCGCAAGAAAUGUCCAACGUUUCUAAGAGACGCCUCUGCUUCUACGGAGCAAACCAGCGAGCGCCAAGCCGUCCAGCUCGACCUGUCCGACAUUCAGAGCUGUCGACUGAGGUCCCUCUCAGACUGGCGCUACGCUGAACACUUCGAGGCCGCUGUGUUCCCUCAAGUCCUCCGGUCAGCCGCCCAACAGUUUCGCUGUCUGGACACACUCAGAGGGAGUCAUAAUAAUGUCAUGUAUAUUUUCUGCCACAAUCCCAUGAGUUCUGAUCGCUUGUGCAAGGAAUUCUGGGAUGUCGCUCUUCACACGGACGUCAAGUUCAGGACGUAUUUGGAGCACGUAGCAGACACCAUCGCAGACUGGAUUGAAAAAGAGGAGCUGAAGAGACAGCUGUUGGAUGUCAACCGUACAAGUUCUGCGCAUGCUUCAGAAAAUUGGACGGAGGAAGACGAGGAGCCUCGGGGGCCGUUCAUCACCAAAAACUCGCUUAAAGCUUCCAGGCUGGAGGAGGAGAGGCUGAAGGACGAGGAAGCCAAGAAAGGCAAGAAGCCGGCAAAAGGGGCGCCGGGCAAGAAGCAGCAGGCGGAGGACGCGAAGUCGGCGGAGGCCAAGAAAAGCGACAAAUCCGCCGCCACGGGAGGGAAGAGCAAAGCUACGACCGACAGCUCCGCGACCGCUGCCUCCGACCGCUCGCUUUCCAGUAAAGCGGACGACAAAGAGGAGGCCGCCAGUGGCUUCGCUGGCUUCCACAUGGAGGGAAUGUUGGUCCAUCUGUCAGGGUGUCUCCAGUACGUCUUCCCUGCGGCCGGGGGGCACGUUACCGUGGAGACCGUCGGCUACGUCGAAGGUUCCAGCAUGCUGAAAGUGGCCGUGAGGAAGGACGGUCAUCACUUCUACACGCACAUCAGCCAAGUUAGCCACGCCGCCAAAAAUGACGUUAAAGAGAAUCCCGCGAAGACCACCGCAGCGACCGGGCGCUCGUUCUCGGCCUUGCUGGAUAACGGCGUCCGGCUGUCCUACGGUUUCCGAAGACCACCGGAAAAAUGCAAAGUAGAGAGCGUGAACGAAACGGAGAGAGGGCCGCAAGAGUCCACGGGAGCAGAGCUGACAGACACCCCGAAGACCGACGGCGGCCCUGCGGAGGCGCAGGCGUGUGAAGGCCAAUCCCGAGCGUCCCCGGGUCCUUUCAACAGCCUCAACCUGUCUGUCCCGAGUGGCCUACUUGUGCAGUUCAUGCGUGAAGACGAGGAGCAAGACAUGCUGGUGCGACUGAGUUUUCACGUCGCGGGCCGCCAGCACCCCCGUCUGGCCAAAGAGGCGUCCCGCACCGUCACCGGCCAGGGAGCCGUCAUCCGAUACAUGAGGGACGGCUCCAGCGAGGUCAACACGGCGGCACGCUUCGCCGUGGUUGUCCCCGCGCAUUUGAUUUCGUUAUUUAUGUUGGCGUUGCAGGUGCUCUUUGCUGACGGCGCGAUAAGUUCCAGCUCGGAUUCUGGCCCAGUGUGGCUGCAAGAAGUAGAAGAAGACAUCACCGACGAACAAAAUCCCGAGAAGCAGAUCACAUCUCCGCCACGAGGGUUUUGGACAACGACGACGCCCCGCGGUACUCGAAUCGUCACCGUCGGCAGCACACACGAGCGGAGCCCCGGCUGCUCUCUUCUCACCUACAAGACGUCGGACCCGGUCACCCAAGAGACGAUGCUGAGCCGCGAAGAUCUGGUGGUGACGGUGCGGAAGCCGGACGGAUCCGUGAGCGUGGAUCACGCGGACGGCACGAGAAUCACCACGUUCUACCGGGAGAGGCCGCCGAGCGCCGACGACGACGUCGGCAUCGGCGUGACCGGGCGAGACGGGCACGCUCCUGGCGAAGCUGCGACAAAGAACGCCAAAACACACGAGUCCGCGAGCGCGCCCAGCAAAGAGAGGGUCGUGCUGGUGGAAAACGAGGCCUGCGCAACCGUGUUGAUGUACCCCGAACGGCAUCUUGCUGAAAUCUGGUUGGCGGAUGGGACUGUUAUCACCGGGGAUAACGAGGGAGAUUAUCAGGUGGUCCCGUCCAGCGUCGGCCUCCUGCACAUCCAAAGCGACGGAAAGUGCGUUUACUCCAGCGGACGCGUCCGGGGCGGCCUCCCCUCUUACGUCAUGAGUCACACUGACAACGUGGCCUGCGACAUAACGGACGUGGAUGGAAACCGCUUUCAGGUGUCGGACGAUGGCCAGGUGACGGCGCAUAACGUCGGCCCAGCUCCAAGAACGCUGCAGGAGGUAGACGAGGACGAAGAUGAGGACAAAGACACGAUGUCAAAGCCGCGAGAACAUCGUCCCAGGCUUUUCCUGGUGCACGAGGACGGUUCGGGUUCUGAGCUCCUCAGUAGUCAAGCCGUGGUGGAGCUGCUGCGCCGGGCCCACUCGGACCCCACUGCGGUUCUGCUGAAGGACCCGCUGCCGGACACGCGAGGUGACUUCGGCAUCACCGUCCUGAAGCCCAGCAUCGAGAGCGCACGGUCCAGGUGGAUGCACGCCAAGCUGGACCCCGACCUCUUGCCUCAGACCCUCCGGAACCGUAGCGGGCGUGACUCCCCCCGUUUUGAGGCACCAGACAGUCAAAAGGCUGGCAGUCCUUCAUUUGCGACCACGACGGCGCCCGGCCUGCAAAAACGAAGCGUAGCCGGUGUCGCUGUACGCAGCUGCCCCAAAGUCCUGGAAAUCAGGGAACUGUACCAACGCCGGCCCUUAAGCAGAAGGCUCAAAAACGUGGUGGACAUGCGACUGAAGGAAUAUAUCGAGAGUUUGAUGGAGAAGGCGCAGCGGUCCGCGGACGUGAUGCUCAAGGAGCCUCGCGCCGAAGCCGAGCGAGUCCUCGCUGGUGUUCUGCUCAGUCAGUCUCUUACAGAGGAAGCGCAUGAAGCCCGCACCAUUGCGAAAAGGACCCCAGGCGACAUGGGCAGCCUGUACAGCCAAGCCGUGCGAGCGCCGGUCGAGCCGUUGGACGAUUCGGAGGAUCCCGCCACCAUGUCCAGCGUCGGCUGUGCCCGUGUCAAGGAGUCAAAGUGGACAGACACGCUGGAGCAGUACAGAGAGGAGCUGUUUGAGGUGAAGGCGUGCGUCGAUGCUCUGAGGAAGAAGUUCAUCGUGCCGUACUUUCACCCAGAAAACAUCUCAUUACACCAGAGUCUUCUCCUCCCUGGAAGUCCAGACAUGAGGAGGCCCAUCUUGACGAUGUCAGACGACACGGCGGAAGCCUUCGAGAGGGACGACCUGCAAGAAGAGCAGCACGUCAUUGUAGCGCCACCGCCCUCGAACCAGACACCUCAUUCCGCCAGUCACACGGCGGCGAGGAGCAGCAGGGUGCCAGGAACGUCGCCUCCAACCGCAGCAGCUCCGAGCCUUCGGACGGACUCCUCCGGGCCGUUGAGGUCGGGCCGGGCGAACGUAAGCGGGCGGCCCGGGCGGCCGAGCGUCAGACUUCCGCCGUCGAUUGUCAGCUCCAAACCCUUCAGUGUGCCCAAUCGCCACUUCCGCUCUGUGGAGGAGCCAGUGCGGCGCAGGUGUCGCACCAUUUCACUGGCUGACCCAAAUACUAUAACCAGAGGCUUCGAGCUGCGCCCGUCCAGCGUGGACUUCGGUUUGCGGAGGGACGGCACGCACUCUGCCGUCACCGUGGUCAUGAAGAACGUGGGCGUCGACACCUGCAGGUUCCACGUGAAACAGCCUCCGAUCUCUUCAGGCCUUCGUGUCAAGUACCAUCCGGGGCCCGUGCCGGCGGGUCUGCGAGUCCAACUGAAAAUCGAGCUGUUUGCCAUGUGCGAUGCGCACGAGGGCUACACGGAUCCGGCCAAGUACAUCUCCCAGGACAUCGUCAUCCCCACGGAGACCGACAUCAUCUUUCUGCCCGUCACAGCCACCGUGCUUCCUGAGAGCUUGCACGACGUUUGGUUGCGAGACGGCCCCGGCCGGUGCAGCGGGAGACCCUCGGGGGCCCCCGAAGAGUCCCGGAAGCCGGCCAGCUCUCGAGGGCCGGCCUCUGCUGCCGGCGCAUGGCACCAUACACGCACUGCUAGUCUGUAAAGAGCACGUCAAUUCACGCAAAAAGCAGUCUAUGCUGCAUGUAAGGUCUGUUGCAAAUAAAAGUGGUGUGUCUGUUU
Molecule: messenger RNA, 6167 nt
Organism: Phyllopteryx taeniolatus (common seadragon)
Lineage: Eukaryota; Metazoa; Chordata; Actinopteri; Syngnathiformes; Syngnathidae
Gene: spag17
Product: sperm associated antigen 17
Exons: 48
Coding region: 109-6090 (1993 amino acids)
Biological process (GO): axonemal central apparatus assembly; epithelial cilium movement involved in extracellular fluid movement
Cellular component (GO): axonemal central apparatus
Source: RefSeq, a predicted model, not a curated record